AUGGAACUUCGGUAUAUGUUGCUGUCAAUUAUCUCAGCUUUGUGUAAGUCCGAUGCCAUUGCUACCACAAAUCUGGUGUCCCACUAUCCAGCUACCACAAAUCUGGUGUCCCACUAUCCAGCUACCACAAAUCUGGUGUCCCACUAUCCAGCUACCACAAAUCUGGUGUCCCACUAUCCAGCUACCACAAAUCUAGUACCACACCAUCCAGCCACCACAAAUCUGGUGUCCCACUAUCCAGCUACCACAAAUCUGGUGUCCCACUAUCCAGCUACCACAAAUCUGGUGUCCCACUAUCCAGCUACCACAAAUCUGGUGUCCCACUAUCCAGCUACCACAAAUCUGGUGUCCCACUAUCCAGCUACCACAAAUCUGGUGUCCUACUAUCCAGCUACCACAAAUCUGGUGUCCUACUAUCCAGCUACCACAAAUCUGGUAUCCCACUAUCCAGCUACCACAAAUCUGGUGUCCCACUAUCCAGCUACCACAAAUCAGGUGUCCCACUAUCCAGCUACCACAAAUCUGGUGGUCUACUAUCCAGCUAACACAAAUAUUCUGGUGUCCCACUAUCCAGCCAUCACAAAUCUGGUGUCCCACUAUCCAGCUACCACAAAUCAGGUGUCCCACUAUCCAGCUACCACAAAUCUGGUGGUCUACUAUCCAGCUAACACAAAUAUUCUGGUGUCCCACUAUCCAGCUACCACAAAUCUAGUAUCCCACCAUCCAGCCAUCACAAAUCUGGUGUCCCACUAUCCAGCUACCACAAAUCUAGUAUCCCACCAUCCAGCUACCACAAAUCUGGUGUCCCACUAUCCAACUACCACAAAUCUGGUGUUCCACUAUCCAGCUACCACAAAUCAGGUGUCCCACUAUCCAGCUACCACAAAUCUGGUGUCCCACUAUCCAGCUACCACAAAUCUGGUGUCCCACUAUCCAGCUACCACAAAUCUGGUGUCCCAAUAUCCAGCUACCACAAAUCUGGUGUCCCAAUAUCCAGCUAACACAAAUCAGGUGUUCCACUAUCCAGCUACCACAAAUCUGGUGUCCCACUAUCCAGCUACCACAAAUCUGGUUUCCCAAUAUCCAGCUACCACAAAUCUGGUGUCCCAAUAUCCAGCUACCACAAAUCUGGUAUCCCACUAUCCAGCUACCACAAAUCUGGUGUCCCAAUAUCCAGCUAACACAAAUCAGGUGUUCCACUAUCCAGCUACCACAAAUCUGGUGUCCCAAUAUCCAGCUACCACAAAUCUGGUGUUCCACUAUCCAGCUACCACAAAUCUGGUGUCCCAAUAUCCAGCUACCACAAAUCUGGUGUCCCACUAUCCAGCUACCACAAAUCUGGUGUCCCACUAUCCAGCUACCACAAAUCUGGUGUCCCAAUAUCCAGCUACCACAAAUCUGGUGUCCCACUAUUUAGUCAUCAUUUAUCUGGUGUCCCACUAUCCAACCACUACUAUUACCAAAUCUUCUUAA
Messenger RNA from Ylistrum balloti, 1473 nucleotides. RefSeq names its product adhesive plaque matrix protein-like. The record is from RefSeq and is a predicted model, not a curated record. Lineage: Eukaryota; Metazoa; Mollusca; Bivalvia; Pectinida; Pectinidae. The coding region runs from base 1 to 1473 and encodes 490 amino acids. The transcript has 2 exons.